AUGAAUUUUGAGUCCUUUGUAACGACUUUCCUCUCACUUCUGGCCAUUUGUUGCGGCGUUUCGGCCGAAGACGAGCCGAAAGUGAGUGAAUUGUUUUCGUUCGAGAAGUUGGCUCAAUAUUCAAGUCUUGCGUCGUGUUUCGCGCUAAUCCACGAGGACUUCGCGUACUGUAACCAAAAGGCCGAAGAGAAGGGCCGCAAAUACCUGGAGGGCGUCGACCCGGACUCGGAGUGGGCGCGUCGUGUCAAGUGUUGCGGCACUUGGAAGCUGCGGGACUGUUGGGUGAAGUUCGCGAGAGACAAGUGCGACGCCAAGCAGGCGGAACAGGUCUAUGGUCUGCCCUACACCUUCAUGAAGAGGCUGGACGUGUCGUGUCGUGACUAUCCCGACGGCAGCGACAAAUGCCGUUUCCCCGUUUGGCUCAUUGUGACCAUUGUGUUGGUCGGAGUGGCGCUGUUGGCCGCCGGCGUCUUCUGCGGCGUCCGCUUCUAUCGCCGCCGCAAAGAGCGUCUCAUUCGACAACAGCUGCAGUCGAGAGCGGCUCAGGAGGAAAGGGAGACGUUGAAGCCGUCGCCCGUUUGAUCGCAGUUUGUUUUAGACGUGUGUAAAAGUGCCAUAAGUUU
Molecule: messenger RNA, 623 nt
Organism: Medioppia subpectinata
Lineage: Eukaryota; Metazoa; Arthropoda; Arachnida; Sarcoptiformes; Oppiidae
Source: the annotation of a GenBank genome assembly